Cotesia glomerata is the source of this 1028-nucleotide messenger RNA. RefSeq names its product circumsporozoite protein-like. NCBI's taxonomy places the organism in Eukaryota, Metazoa, Arthropoda, Insecta, Hymenoptera, Braconidae. The record is from RefSeq and is a predicted model, not a curated record. The annotation marks the transcript as partial. The transcript is spliced from 3 exons.
AAGUCCACCAGCAAAUUGCCAGCAAAUCCCCAGGACAUCAGCGAGAGAAUCCACCAGAGCUUCCUCCAGUGAAUUUGCAAGCAAAUCCCCCAGGACAUCAGCGAGAGAAUCCACCAGAGCUUCCUUCAGUGGAUUUGCCACCAAAUCCGCCAGUGGAUUUACCAGCAAAUCCGCCAGCGAAUUUACCAGCAAAUCGGCUGGCAAAUCCAACAGCGAAUUUGCUUGAAAAUCCACCAGAAAAUCCAGCAAAUCUGCCAGCCGAUCUGCGAGGACAUAUGCCUGAGAAUCCACCAGCAAAUCCACGAGGAUAUUUUCUAGAGAAUCCUCAUGCGAAUUUUCAAGCAAAUUUGCCAGCAAACCUGAUGUUCAAUUCAGCAGGAAAUUUUCUGGCAAAUCCACCAGGAAAUUGGCCAGCAAAUUUACAAGUGAAUUGGCCAGGAAAUUCACAAGUGAAUUGGCCAGCAAAUUCAUCAAGAAAUUGGCUGCCAAAUUUACAAGCAAAUUGGCUUACAAAUUCACCAGAAAAUUGGCUGGCAAAUCCACCAGGAAUUUGGCUAGCAAAUCCGCAAGCAAAUUGGCUAGCAAAUCGACCCGCAAAUUUGUUCGAGAAUCCGCCAGAGAAUAUUCCAGCAAAUUUGCCAGACAAUCCGCGAGGAUAUCAGCCAGCAAACGUGCCAGCUAAUCCGCCAGCAAAUCCACCGGCAAAUAGGCCAGCUAAUCCAUCAGAAAAUUUACUAGCGAAUGUUCCACUGGAAGAUCUUCCACUUGUGCCGAGAAACUCGCAAAGUAUGUCGUCUGGCUUGAGUGCUGACGAUAUUGCAGCUCAGUGGCAACUGCGACCAAAUUCGUCGGUUGGACCUACUGUCACUUCUGGAUCCAGUCGUCGCCACUUCGCAGGUGGUAUAGGUCAUCGCAAUAAUAGAGGGCGUGGUAAAGGGCGUAGCAGAGGACGUGGCAGAGGACGUGAAGGAUAGCCGUACGAAAAGGGAAGUGGCGGAAUCGUUCAUAAUUAUUACAUGAAAUAUUAA